Molecule: messenger RNA, 3089 nt
Organism: Chlamydomonas reinhardtii
Lineage: Eukaryota; Viridiplantae; Chlorophyta; Chlorophyceae; Chlamydomonadales; Chlamydomonadaceae
Exons: 1
Coding region: 95-268 (57 amino acids)
Source: RefSeq, a predicted model, not a curated record
ACAAACAAUAAGCCCAGGAUGAAGUGACACGUUAGAGGCGGGGCAGUAACAUGUUGGCCAACAUGUGGAGGCGCAUCAAUCUGGCGCAUGUUUCAUGUUGCAUGCAUCUGCAGACUGCAGAUUGCAUGACAGCACGCUACAUUGGUCAGGGGACGGACGGACCCAGAUCCGAAGAUAUGCAUACGAGAACCUUCAUGGAUGGAUUGGUCAGGUUGGCUUGCAAACAGAGCACUGCAGGAUUGAGGACUGGGACGCCAAAGGGGCCUAAUCGACAUUGCUUGAAAGGUGUACGUGGGUGUGGUGGCGGCGGCUGAGUUUGCAAGCUAGCGAACUGCUGGGUGGGACGGGGCCAUCGGUGGGUAGGUUGCGGGCAACGCUGACCGCUGGCGUUUCACAUUAAUGAGGACCUCACCUUAGUUUGCCAAGGUCUCAGUGAGUGUCGCAGUGGCCUGAUUACCAGUUACGGCUGCUGGGUGAGCUUUCGGGGGCGCGUACGUACGCAUUCGUAACUGACCGUACGUGUGUAUCAUGGUGGGCGGGUGGGGUGCCCGGUAAUUGUGUGCGCUAGGCGGCGACUGAGUGUGACACAGCAGAUAGUGAUGGCAGUAACACGUGGCAUAAUGCUGAUGGCACGGCGGCGUUUGUUGGCUUCAAUGCAGCACAUCGUCAGCCGUCGCGCGUGCAAGGGUUGUGUAUGUGGUGGCCUUUGAACAUGCUAUGCACGGCGGGGGACGUGGAAGUCCAACACUCACGGGCGGCGGGGCAACUCUACAGCCAACUACGGGCACUAAGGUUACUGCUAUUUACGCAUGGUGCAGCUCGGAAAUGUGUGACAGGCCUCGGUCGGUCUCAAUAGUAGCUAGGCACGCACCGUGCGUGGUGGCGGAGCAUGGCGGCGGGGCGUCGUCAGGCCUGCAGGUCCGCUUUCAGAUGUUGUGAAGCGGCCAUCAUUUACGGAGCGCCUGCUGGUGGCGAUACAAAAUUUAAGGGGAAUCAAUCAAGUGCGCCCGAGGGCAAUUAAGUCCCCAUAAUCCGAGCACGGGGCCGUCGGCUGAUGGCGGCCACGUGAGCAUUACUAAUUGCAUCCUAUCCCACAGCAGGAGGCAGGCACACAUGACACCGCGCUACUACGUACGUAGGGGAACAUGCGGUGUCGUCGCCAUGCGCAACGCCAUUAAUAGCAGUACGGUAGUGGAUGAUUCGAGUGGGUCUCUCUUGCGCUGCCCUGCGUGUAUGUGUGCGUGUCUAGCAGCCGCAGCAGGCGAGUGCGCAUAUGUGGUGAGUACGAUGGUACCGGCGCUGCACGUACGCAUGUACGUAUGUACGGCUUGGCACGAGGGAGUUGGCGGUUGGCUGCUAGCUGGAGAGGACAGAGGCGGAUGUAUGCAAUGCCGGGAACAGUGUUGUUCGUCACGGCAUCUGUCGCAGCGGUUGAUCACAGGGGCGGGCAUGCAUGUGUGUCUGCACGUACGUACGUUGAUUGACGAGCUCGGACGUACGCUGCGGCAUGCCGCUGGUUGCAGUCAGCCUGGCAAAGAUUAGUGGUGGCACUGUGCGGGCUACUACCAGUAGCAGCAGACAGACUGCCAUAAGAUGUGGAGUCGGAUGUGACAAGCCGACGCACAUGCCUGCCUGUUCCUGCCUGCUGGUUGCGGCUGGCAAUCGAUGGCCCGCAAGUAAGCAAGAAUCUCAUUAUCCACUUGCAUGCGGCAGUUCAAUGACGCGCUUGUUCAAUGACGCGCUUGCAAGGGCGUGCAAGGGAGGUUUCGAACUGCUUUUGCAUGCGCGUCGGAGCUUGGGAUUACUCUUGACGUGGCUGGUAGUGAGCAGCGGGAGCUCCCAUCCGACCAUAUGCAGCAGUGCGUGAGCGGGUGUAAGUGUAUGUUUACUUAUUACACCUGCUGCUCGCCUGUCUACGCGGUAUGCAGUAACCGCGGCGAUUAGCGUGCGCGGUGGCCUGGCUACCGACCUGUGAGUAUGUGCGUGUGGGUGGUUGUCGGACGGCCUCCAGUACGUAGGUUCCUUUGAAACGGGUAGCAGUUAUGGUCGGCAUGCAUUGGCGGUGCAGGUCAGCAGCCCAGCAGAGAAGGGGUUAUGUGUGCGUGGUUCUGCUGCGGUAUCCUGCCUGCUAUCUAGCUGAUGGCUGCUAGUGUGCUGGGAUUGUCAUAAGGGGCGGUCAACGGAUGGGGGUCAAUCGGGAAUUCGUAUAAUAAGGCGACGAGAAGGGACAUGCAUUCAAGACGGCACGCUGGCAGUGGUACGCUGGAUGGGCAGUUAUGGACUGGCGAAGUAGUUUCCAGGGAAUCCAACUUAUUGCUACACGUAAACUUAAAGGCCGCGGUAUCUGGUCUCGGGGUCCUUAUUGUCUGGUGACAACAUGAAGCGCUUUGGCAACUGAAUGUUAUGUGCGUGCAGUCCAAUUGGGUUGUUACUAUUGCAGUUACACACCGUCUGGACUUACGAAUGAGCGAGCAAAGUGGUCCAUGUGCGAGAAUGAGGGGGCUGCUGCUGUGUUAUUUUACAGUCACAUGUACCUCGAACCACUCACGGACGCCACUGAGAUUGCCGAUCUAACGUUACCGGGUGGGCCGGGUAGGCCGGCAGGCUACUCCUGAUACUCAAGCAAUUAUACUAAGGAAUGUGGUGGGUCCAUAAUGGGGCAGUGCUAGCUUCCGAUCGUCAUUUGCAACUCAAUACUCUCUUUACAGCCUCUUGCUUCGCCAGUGCGCGCAUCUAUGGACGCGGCCUUGGUGAAAGCCACGCAUGGAUGGCCGAACGUGGGGACGUGGACAGACGACCUGCCGGAAACAAGUGGGGAUGGGGCGCGGCGCCUGGACGAGGAGGGGGGGGAGGGCCCCCGCUAGUUCCGAGACCCCGAGAAAAAGACAAGGCCCGCGUAUCUGUCUGAUCUGGUUGAUCCUGUCUCAGCGCGAGCCCCAAUAUAUCGUCCUGAGUGGUUCGUCGGUUCUAGGCGCAAACUCAGCACAUUGCUUCGGCGUGUGGGGACGCGCGUUGGCGAGAGCCACGAAUGGCCCCAGUACCGUGGGGGCAUGUCGCAACCGUGGAGGGCACUGUAAACACAUGUACAU